Messenger RNA from Humulus lupulus (European hop), 885 nucleotides. RefSeq lists its product as uncharacterized. The transcript has 4 exons. Bases 1 to 885 code for a protein of 294 amino acids. The record is from RefSeq and is a predicted model, not a curated record. NCBI's taxonomy places the organism in Eukaryota, Viridiplantae, Streptophyta, Magnoliopsida, Rosales, Cannabaceae.
AUGAACGAAGCAUACCCUUAUUUAAAUGAAAAACCUUCAAGCUUUUCUUUAUUAUCAGCUGCAUUAGAUGAGUGGAUAGCAGAAGCAAGGCAUACUGCAACGAAGAAGCAGCCAACACCAGGGAAAAGGAUAUUGACUCUAUUAAUUCUAUCGUCUAAAAAAGCACACACACAAGUUUGUUAUACUCACGGGGCUAAGGCGUCGAGCUUGGGUGGUGGAUUUCAAAGAGGACGUGGCAAUUGUGGUGGGAUUUGGAGAGGCGGUGACAGUUGUGGUGGGUUUCGGGGAACAGUGAGACGUGGUGGUGGUGGUGGUGAUGGUGGUGGAGGCUGGGUGGGUGGCGUUGGAGGCUCGGGGUCGGGUGCCGAUGGGUGGUGGGUUUUGGGAAGGGUGGGAUGUGGUGGAGGCAGGACACUGGUUUUGGGUUUCAUGGAAUGGUGGGACGUUGUGGUGGUGGCGAUGGUGGAGGCUGGGAGGAUCAAAGUGCUUGAGAAGUGCGUGGGGGAACUAGAUGGCUUGGACAAGAGGGUCAGGGAUCUUUCCUCUGCUAGCCGUAAUUCUGGUUCGUUAGAUGCAUGCAAUCACAUAGCUGCACUAGAGAAGGAAAACGAUGUGCUGCAAACCAGAAUAAUUGUGUUGGAGCAAAGAAACACUCCAACAAGUACAUUUGUUACCCCUCGGUGGGAGGAGUGCAUUGUGGCUGUGGAGCGCAUGUUGAAGGAAAAACAAGUCUCCAUAAAUGACACCACGGAAGACUGCAGGGAGUCAAUUGGUGCGCUCAGAAAAGAAAUGAUUGAGCUAUCUGCAAAGGUGAACCUAACCAUGCGAGCGGUUGGGAAUGCACCUGCAAUGGGGGCCGAUAGGUAUGGAAUAUGGCCGAGUUAA